Messenger RNA from Oxyura jamaicensis (ruddy duck), 2058 nucleotides. It is a transcript of the gene NPBWR1, whose product is annotated as neuropeptides B and W receptor 1. Gene Ontology annotation, cellular component: membrane; neuron projection. Gene Ontology annotation, molecular function: neuropeptide binding; neuropeptide receptor activity. The record is from RefSeq and is a predicted model, not a curated record. The coding region runs from base 670 to 1665 and encodes 331 amino acids. The transcript has 2 exons. Gene Ontology annotation, biological process: neuropeptide signaling pathway. NCBI's taxonomy places the organism in Eukaryota, Metazoa, Chordata, Aves, Anseriformes, Anatidae.
GGGUUAUAUUCAGGUCUGUCAUUAUCCCAGCGUGAAGGAGGGGAAGUGCAGAGGUAUAAGAACUCCCGCUGGCGCAGCCUGCUUCAGCUGGGCAGCGCGUUUCGGGGCGCUGCGUGCCGCGCCACCUAACAGCUGCUCGCUGCCCCCACACGUCUCCACGGACCCCCCUGGGGACCCAGCAGUGGAUGCCGUGCUCCCAGACCCAGUGCGCCAAGCAGAUGCCGUCUGCAGAUCGGAUUUCUCCCACCUUCGCUGCGCUGCUGUCCAUCAGGAGGGGAUGAGACUGGAGGUAAUUGCACAAAACUUCUCUCCCGCCGUACAGCUCCAACUCCUGAAUUUUGAACCCUCCUCUCUGCAGUUACCGUGGUCUCUUCGUUGUUCCCUAGAGUGAGGUGGGCAUGCAUUUAACUCCUGGCCGUGCCUAGGAUCAAGGCAGCAUCGGUGCUGCCUGCCCGCAGCCGGACCCGCUCCUGCAGCCGGACCCAGGGGCCCCCCAGCUCCCAGCUGGGAAAGGACCCUGCUGUCAGGAGGCACAUGGGAGCUGAAGGGAGGACACCGGUGGUUGGAUGCUCCAGAGGAGACAAGCUUGAGAAUAACCAGGAUCCCUGCCUUUCCCCCCUCUUCUAAGUCCUCUUCACCACCAGUGGGCCUGGCCCCUCUGCUGUGGCCAUGGAAAACUCCUCACUUCCAGAGCUCAAUUUCUCCUGUGCAUCUCAGCCUGCAGACUGCGAAGGGAGAGGGGAUGAGGGGCUGAAUAUGCCCCCUCCCCUGCUGAGUCCCAGCUUCUAUGUCACUGUGCCUGUCAUUUACUCCAUCAUCUGUGCUGUGGGGCUGACAGGUAACACUGCUGUCAUCUAUGUAAUCCUCAAAGCCCCAAAGAUGAAGACAGUCACCAACAUCUUCAUCCUCAACUUAGCCAUUGCUGAUGAGCUCUUUACGUUGGUGCUGCCCAUCAACAUUGCUGACUACCUGCUCCUGCAGUGGCCCUUUGGAGAGUUCAUGUGCAAGCUCAUCAUCUCAAUAGACCAGUACAACAUCUUCUCCAGCAUCUACUUCCUCACCAUCAUGAGCAUUGACCGCUACCUUGUUGUGGUGGCCACCACCAAGUCCAGGAAGAUGUCUUACCGCACCUACCGAGCAGCCAAGAUUGUGAGCUUCUGCGUCUGGUCCUUCGUCACAGUUAUCAUCCUGCCCUUCACUGUCUUUGCUAAGAUACACAAGGAGCAGGGGCGCUCCCAAUGUGUCUUUGUGUUCCCCCACCCUGAGAGCAUGUGGUGGAAAGGCAGUCGGAUCUACACCCUUAUCUUAGGCUUUGCUAUCCCAGUGUCCACCAUCUGCAUCCUCUACACCAUCAUGCUGUGCAGACUGAGACGUGUGCGUCUCCACAGCAAUGCCAAAGCCCUGGACAAAGCCAAAAAGAAAGUGACACUGAUGGUGGUUGUCAUCCUGGCUGUGUGCCUGUUCUGCUGGACACCCUAUCACCUUAGCACGGUGGUGGCCCUCACCACAGACAUCCCACAAACUCCUCUGAUCAUUGGGAUUUCCUACUUUAUCACUAGCUUGAGUUAUGCCAACAGCUGCUUUAACCCUUUCCUGUAUGCCUUUUUAGAUGACAGUUUCCGGAGGAGCUUUCGCAAACUGAUAGACUGCAGAACCACCUCAUAGAGCCAACACCAUUCCCUCUCGUGUCCCUUGCACUGUCAUCUGCUCCUCCUGAGUAUCACAGGAGCCCAGAGGCUGCUUAUGCUCCGUCCUCUGUGUGAUGGUCCACAGUGCUUCAGGUUGUCUCACUACUUGGAACACAAACUGGGGACAGAUGGGUCAUUCUUAACUCUCCUGUACCUAUUUCCUCAGCAUUGCUCUCCAUCUCUUUCACUAACACGUUUUCGUCCUUCUCUCUAAUGUGUUUUAUGUCCUAGGGCUGUAGCUCACAGAGCCGCAGCAGAUUCCUUUUCCUUUUAAUAGGGUGCUGCUUGCUGAACUCAUACCACAUGACUGUCUCUGUUACUGGAGAUUUGUAAAGCCAAAUAAAGGUGUGUUGUUGGGUGUCUUGCUUAA